Linum trigynum is the source of this 3807-nucleotide messenger RNA. NCBI's taxonomy places the organism in Eukaryota, Viridiplantae, Streptophyta, Magnoliopsida, Malpighiales, Linaceae. The record is from the annotation of a GenBank genome assembly.
UUGAACCGUAUCAAGAAUGAUUGUAUUUUUGUUGACUUCGUGAUAUAGUAGAUCCAUCAUUAUUAUAAUUGAAAAAAUAUAUAUAAAUUCUUAGGUACAAUAAUGUUGGAUGUACCAGGGGUAUCACCCACGGGUAUCCGAAACCCACAGAUACAGGGAUGAGCUUACGAACCGCAUGGGUAUGGGGCGGGUAAGGAUUUGGAUAUUUAAAACGGGGAUGUGGAUGGUUUAGACAAACCCGCCCCAUUGUCAUCCCUAUUGAAAGUACUCUCCUCGAUCUGACAUGCUCUCAUCUCCCUAUUUUCCAAUUGUUUCUGUCUAAAUUACAUGUAAUGACUCAACUUGUAUAGGAUUUUACUUUUAUUAACUCAUAUUUUAGUUUUAAUAAUUCUACCUGAUGGACCCAGUAUUCAACCGACAUCAAAAUACGUCAUUUUACCAUGAAUGUUUUAUGGAUCUCAGUAAACACGUCAUUCACAAUACAUACAUUCAUCUGAAAAAUUCCGUUCAUUUCUACAUGGUACAAGGGUAUGGACAUUGUUUUUACUUGUAAAAACAUUUUCACUCACAAAGUAAGCACAAUUGCACUCCUUCAUCCAUUAACCCACACUUGGAAAGGGAUAUUAUGAGUGAUGGUGAGUGUCAAAUUUACUCCCUUCCAAUUAAGCAAAUUAACAUAAGCCAACCCUUCUUUUGGCUUCAUCCACGUUGCUUUUGGGGAGAAAGAUAAAUGAUGCUCCUCUUGUCUUCUAUUUUCCUAGCUCCACCAAUCACCCUCUCCAUUUUCAUGUAGAAAAUAUAAUUUGUUUAUUUGAGAGAUGAUCCACCAGAAUUCUAUCUUCACAUAAUCUUUCCAAGGGGCUAUAAUGAUAGACAUGGCAGUGCCACCAUCUCAACUCCCUCCAACAAACAAAGCUACAUGGCAUGCAAUAUAUUUACCAUUUACAUGAAUGAGGUGUUUAAGUGGUGUUUCCCUGUGAGAAACUUGCGUUGAAAAUAAAUUGAUUGCACCUUUGACUUCUUUGGACAACGAUCACUAAACACGGUUUACACCUCUUCAAACACAGUUCGAACGAGGGUGUUCGAUGUUUACACGACUCUCGAGACAGAUCUACAUUAAGUUACUCCUACUCCUAUGGAGGUUCUGAGAGAGCUCCAGAUCUACGACUAUCGAUAAAAAUUUGCAGAGGAAAGAUAAGAUUGAUAAAACUUGACAAGUGGUGUCGAGUGGUAAUUUUUGCGGGCCUCUCUCUGUCGCUCUAUCCUCUUAUUUAUAGCCUUGAGUGGGUAACUGUCGUAGAAAAACUGCCUCGGAUAACUUCCAAAAAGAACUGCUCCCUGCUUCUUCGGAACGUGGCUGACGUGUCCUUUGAACGUGGGAUGAGUAGCAGUUAUCUCUCAACCGCCUAUGUGCCUCUCUUGAAACCGUCGUAGGAGCUUGUAGCAUGCCUCAUAUAUCACGGUCAUGGACUUCUUUACUCAUGUCCAUGGCCCUCUUGGGACUUAGUCUCUAGUGAUAUAAUAUUUCAUCCCCAUGUCAUUCUCCUUCGCGUGAUUGGCCCCUCUCGUGAGGCGGCAUGGCCUCUCAGAAUUAUCAUAUGGCAUGGCCUCUUGUUUGCACUCAUGGACCUCUCAAUCAUGGACAUGACCUCCCUCAUGAAGCAGCAAGUCCUUCCCUAUACUUAGAAUAUUUUCGGUUAUUUGAUUUAGAUCAUGAGGCGGCAUUGCCUCUUUAUUCGCGACCAUGGACUUCUUAUUCAUGUAUGUGGCCUCUUCCGUUGGAAGGCAUUGGCCUCCUCAUACUUAGUAUUUUUCACGCGCCCAGGUCCUCUUGUCUCGUGUCCAUGGCCGUCACAUAUGACACGGCCAUGGACAUCUUAAUCAUCCACAUGGCCCUAUAUUCUCAUACUUAGAAUAUUUUUUGUCAUACCGGGCCUUCCUUGAGAUAGCAUGUGCUUCUUUAUUCUAUAUGGACGUGUUCUUCUUUGAUGAGGCGGCAUGGCCUCUUCGUUGAGGCAGCAUGGCCUCUUCCGGACUUAGUUAAAUUUUCACUCAUUCGGUCUUAUUGGUGAGGCGGCAUGUCCUUCUUUAGACUUAGUGGCUUGGGCUUAAAAUCAAUAUCCAUAAGGCCCAACUAAAACAACAUUAAUUGUUAUAAUGGAGGUGGCCUUAUAAACUCAAUAAUUAUUUUGUAACUCACCAAUGUGGUACAAGACAACUUUUAUGGUGUAAACAAGUGGUGUGCUAGCUAAUUGUUUACCUCUAGCCACUCACUACCCUUCUUUCUCAUUCAAUGACACAUUGGAGAAGCCAAGCAAGUAAAGCUUGUCCUUUCUUCCAACAUUUAACCUCUCUUAGUGGAGGUGUCAUCAAUCCCACACAAGCAAACCCUUGUACCCUUCCUCUCCAUUUGCACGUGGAAGAUGAGUGACCAUGUUGUUGUUUUUUUCCAUUGCUUAAACGAACUAAGGGAAUUCACUUUCUGUUUUACCACAACCAAACUCACUCCCCAUCAACCUAUACGUGGAGAAGGAGUUUCUCCAUCAAGGUGAGUACUUUACUUCCUUUCUUCUAUCAUACUUAAUUAGUUAAAGUAGCCAACCAUCCAUUGCAUUCGGUUGAUUGGGUGUAAAUGUAUUAUUUUUAUUUUAUUAUUAUUCACACGCCAUCUACGCCAGAAGCAGGAGGCACCUAUAAAUAGGACGCUCAUUUAUGCUUUCUUGGCAGUUCAUUUUGGAGUUGAACUUCUAAAUCUCUCUCAAGAGUCGGCUCAAUAUGCCGCUCCCGGUUACUCUCCUCUCAAUACUGACAUUGAGCUUCGGAGAAGGUCCCCGCCGACACACCGCCGGCGGGUCCUUUUGUUUUGCAGGUGUCCAUCUCGGAGGCUGGUGGCGGAUGUUGGCCAGGAAGAUCGGCGCUCACCGGACCUCAAACACAUUGAAGCAGGCUCCUCGGAGCUUGGCAUCAACACUACCAAAAAAAAAUAUUUUAGUUUUAAUAAAGUUGUGAAUAGGUGAGAUGUUAAUUCCUACAAAAACUUAAAUACAUGUAUCAUGUUAUAGUUUGUUAUUUUCCUUUUAAAUUUGCACACAUGUGAGUCGACAUGUCGGCCACUCGCGCCCAUGUUACUCAACCUGCCACGGAAUAAUUAUGGGUAUCGAGAUACUCACCUCGACCUGCACAUAAUCACUCCUAAUUACUAAGUAAAAAAAACUAAAAUAAAAUAACACAUAUCAAUUUCUACAAUUAACAGUAAUUAUCUAUUCUAGAAGCCAGGAAAUUAGUCUCAUCGACAGAUCAAAACCAUGCCAUUAUCAUUAAGAAAAUAGUUUAAUGAGUAAUUUUUUUGAAUCCAUGACCAUGAGGGUUAUAUACUUAUAUCUAUAAAACAAUUACUUAAGCACUGAAUGUAACUGUAGGAGAAAACUAUUCAUACAUCCUCUGCAAUUUUUUUUUUUUUUUGCAUUAAUGGAGGCUAACGCCAAGAAAAAGAGGACAACAGGGGGAGGUGAAAAGAGAGGAACUAAAUCUCGGGGGGAAUCACAACUCGCCGCUCAAAAGACAUCCCCUGGCUAUCCUCCUGAAGCACUAUAUCGAGCUCGGAAGGAGGACUAACAAGUUCAUGCAUACCGUAGGGAUAGACGAGACUGUGCUUCGAGAGCCAGUCCGCGGCUCUAUUCCUUUCCCGGUAUGUGUGAACAGUGUUAAUCAACCAAUCCUGCUCAAUGCGCCGCCGGAUCGAAUUCAACAACGCAGCGUGAGGGUGAAUAGGGUCCUGGCGAUCCUUAAUCAACUGAAUAGGAUAUG